Fonsecaea monophora is the source of this 2253-nucleotide messenger RNA. RefSeq lists its product as hypothetical. Gene Ontology annotation, molecular function: L-alanine:glyoxylate transaminase activity; L-serine:pyruvate transaminase activity. The record is from RefSeq and is a predicted model, not a curated record. Bases 1 to 2253 code for a protein of 750 amino acids. NCBI's taxonomy places the organism in Eukaryota, Fungi, Ascomycota, Eurotiomycetes, Chaetothyriales, Herpotrichiellaceae. The transcript is spliced from 5 exons. Gene Ontology annotation, cellular component: peroxisome.
AUGGACUCGCAGAUUCGAACAAGUCCCAUUCUCCUCGCCCCAGGCCCGACUGAAGUCGACCCAGAGGUCCUCAGGGCCAUGUCAUCGUUUGCAGAAUCACAUUUUGCCCAACCAUUCUGCAACACUUUCGGCGAUGUGCUGACCAUGCUCCGCAGACUCUUCCAGAGUCAAGACCCCAAUGCCCAGCCCUUUGUCAUUGGAGGCAGCGGAACCCUGGGUUGGGACUUUGUGGCAACCAACUUCAUCGAACCCGGAGAGCCAGUCCUCUGUCUCUGUACGGGAUACUUCUCCGAUGCGUUCGAGAUGUGUCUGGCCACCUACGGAGCCCGCACGAAGAGGAUCACGGUCCCUAUCGGAGCUGCUCCCGACAUACAUGAAGUCGAGAAAGAAUUGAAAAGGCUUCGAUACAAAGCCUUGGUGGUGACCCACGUCGAUACCUCGACGGCUGUGUUGACACCUUUGAAGCCGCUAUCGGCGCUGCUGAAACGAGUGUCGCCCGAAACACUCUUGGUCGUUGAUGGAGUCGCCAGUGUUGCGUGCGAGGAGAUCCAGUUUGACGCCUGGGAUAUCGACAUCGUUGUUACCGGGUCCCAGAAAGCUAUCGGCUGUCCUCCAGGACUCAGCAUUAUCAUGGUCUCUUCUCGCGCUUUGGAGACUGCCAAGGCAAGGAAGGCACCAGCAAACACCUGGUAUGCCAGCCUGGCACGCUGGCUACCGAUCAUGCAGAACUACGAGAAAAAGCAGUCGAGCUAUUUUGCAACCCCCCCUACUCAAAUUGUCCAUGCUCUUCAUGCCUCCCUGACGUCCAUUUUGUCACGCCCACUAGAAGAGCGAUUUGAACAACACCGGCGGAAAAGCGCCCAAGUGAAAGCUGUGGUGAAGGCAUUGGGCUUGACGCAGUUGACAACAGAGUCAGAGUACCAAGCCAAUGGUUUGACGGCAUUCUGGCUUCCUGAUGGUCUGUCGUCGAAGGAACUCUUGUCACGCGUUACUGAGAAGGGCUUCACGAUCGUCGGCGGUAUGCAUAAGGAGGUUGGUCAUCAAUAUGUAAGAGUCGGGCAUAUGGGAUACAGCGUCGUGGGCGAGCCUGAGAGACAUAUUGACUGUGGUUUAAAGGCCCUGAAAGAAGCAGUCGCGGAGUAUUACGCCACUAGGAGUGGCCAUGUCCUUCCUGGAGAAGACCGCGAGCCCGGAGGGUACAACUUAAGCUCAGGAGACAAAGCCUUCGAGGCCAGUGAGUCUCCCAAGCCAGAGACAGGAUGGAUAAAUGUGCAAGCAGUUUUCAUCUCUCCCAAUGAGCGAGAUGGGAUCAAAGAUGAUACUCUCUUCACCGAUCGACAGAAGUAUAUUUUGGGCCACUUUGAACUGUUUGGGUUCGUUGGUCUCGCACAUUGCAUCUACACAAUCUGGCUGAAAGAAGAAAGCAAUGCCAAUGUGGGUAACAAGCGCAAGAGGCGUUCGACCAGCGACGCCGAUGAUGAUGGCGACGAUGACGAGAUCGACGGCGGCCACCAGAGCUUGAAGAAGAUCACUCGUGGUUACGAGACCGGCUCGUUCUCCAGGAUGUUGUUUUACCUUGCAUCACUUUCUCCGAGCGCUACCACAGCUUUCAUCCGAGGGGAUAUCCCACACAAGCUGCGAGACCCGGAAUUUCAGGCUGCGAAAGGCUCGCACCUCCGAUGCAGAUAUACGCAGGGUGGCUAUGCCGUGUUUGUGGCUAUCGACUCUCCGGCAGACUCGUCUCAGAUGCCAUCACAAAUUGCGCCUUAUGUCGGUCGCGGUUUGUCCUUGAACCAACUCAGGAAGGUCCUUGACAGCAUGCGACUCUACGUGUCUACGGAUCAGCUGGGGUCAUACACCACCGAGGCGAGAGAAGGUAUGGUGGUGACCACCUCCAUAAAGACCUUAGAAGGCACGACCAGUAACGCGUGCAUCGACGGUCUCCGGCGAAAUGCGUUAAGUAUCUUGAACUCUGGGUUUGUUGAUGACAACCUUCGUGAUGCGAAAAGAAAGAUUGAACGGGUCAAGAAGCUGCUCUCCUUUUUCGAGUCUCGAGAUCAAGAAUUUGAAGAGUUUGAGGCCCAGGCUACUCAGAAUGUUGCCGAUUUCGAAGCCCUUCUCGCGCCAUGCGAGGAAAGUCUUGCAGAGAUCGAGGCAGAAGAAGAAGAACGAGCAAAGCCGGAGGACGAGUAUCUCAAGGCUCAGACAGAGAUGCAAGAGAUCACAGAUGCGCUGGACGUUCUUUCGUCGUGA